Molecule: messenger RNA, 2287 nt
Organism: Epinephelus lanceolatus (giant grouper)
Lineage: Eukaryota; Metazoa; Chordata; Actinopteri; Perciformes; Serranidae
Source: RefSeq, a predicted model, not a curated record
UGGACAUUUUUGGCUUCAACUCCACUAUGCUAACCUAACAGCUUGUUUAGCAAGCUGCAGCCUGCAGCACUAUCUACCCUUAAAUGUGAAGUAGGUUGAAUUUAAAACGUUGCGGAUACAAUAUGUGACAGCCUACGGUUUUAUGGAGUAUUAAAGAGGCUGCAGUCAUGGGCCCAGACACUGCAUCUGUCCCAAAAACAGAAUCCUCAGAGGAAAGUCCAGCCGAAGUUGUCGUGAAGGUAAUCUCAGAAUCAGAUUCCAACGAUGCUUCAACCUCCACUGAGCCUGAGAACUCCAAACAACCGGAGAGCAGCAUUUCAGACAAGUGCUACUCCUGCUCCGUUUGUGGCAAGGCAUUUGACAGACCGUCAAAGCUAGAGAGGCAUAAACCUGUCCACACGAGGAAGCCUAAGGUUGUUCAUCAGUGUCAGCAUUGUGAUAAGAGCUUCACACAACAGGAGAAGCUGAUCCGACAUCAGAAUUGCCACAACAGGACUAACAAGCACCCAUGUCCUGACUGUGGGAAAGUGUUUAACAGGCCUUCAAAGUUAGAGAGACACAAGCGCACCCACUCAAAGAAACCAAAGGUUCCUCAUCAGUGUUCGUACUGCAUGAAGACGUUCAGUAAACUUAAUAAACUUGUCCGUCACAAGCGAAUGCACACUGGGGAGAAACCUUUCACCUGCUCGGUCUGCGGAAAAGGAUUCUCCGAGGCAGGUCACUGCAAAGCACAUGAAAAGACGCAUGAGGAGCAGCCAGAAAAACCUCACUGCUGCGCCGACUGCGGGAUGUGCUUCUUCAAGGCCUCGGAGCUACGUCGGCAUUUCCGCUCCCACACGGGAGAGAAACCUUUCAGAUGCACCCUGUGUGAGAGCUGCUUCUCCCGCUCAGAAGGACUGAAAAGACACAUGAGGAGCCACACAGGGGAAAGACCAUACAAAUGCAUCAUCUGCGCAAAAGGAUUUUAUUCUCGUCAGGAUUUGAAUAUUCACGGAUUGACCCACUCAGGAGAGAAACCACAUCUUUGCCCUGUGUGUGGUAAAGGCUUCUCACAGCUGGGCAAUAUGAAAGAACACGAGCAAAAUGUUCAUAUUAAGUCGGAGAAGUAUAUUUGCAAUGAGUGCGGGGCAACCUUCACACGGUACAAAUCACUGACAAAACAUCAGCGGACACACACGGGGGAAAGACCCUAUCUGUGUCUCACCUGUGGUCGCAGGUUUUCGUGGAGCCAUUCUCUAAGCAGACACAGGAGGACACACACACACAGACAGAUGUCUAUGGAAACAUCCAAGGACAUAGUGAGUUUUGAAGGACCCUCUGAGAAACCUAGCAGUUGAAAAUAGACGUGAAAUCCUAAUAGAAGGACGUUCCAUCAAGAUAUCUUCCUGGAGCCACAGUCAAGCUAGAAUUUACUAAUUUGUAGUCAUUUGUAGUGUAUUGAGAACUAAUUUUGAUGCUUUGUGAUGAUUCACCUUGCUGUUUACUUUUUUAAUUUGUCCACAAAAUAUCUCUUAGGCAUUCUUAGUACAGGGCUUCAGAUUAGCUGUUUAUUAUCCCAAUAUUUUUUAUUGAUCCAAGCUUAUCAAACUGUCUUGGUGGUUACAAUUUAUAUUUUGUUGAUAGGGUAAAGACAGAUCAUGUGACUUUUUAAGUACACUGCUGUAUGUAGUGAAGCUCUCUUCCUUUAUGACAGACUUGGACAUGCCUUUAGAAAGUGCAUAAGAAUAUCUCAUAUCUUGGAACAAAUCCUGUUUGUUAUUAACCAAACUAUCAGUCACAACCAAAGUAGAGUUGCCCUGCCAGAACGCCUGAAACUCUUAUAUGACAUGCAGCCAGACUGAUACUGAAUAAAGGAUAUUAACCAAGUCUCUGCAACUGUAUGAUAAAAUGGUAACUGUAUGUGACUAAAUCGGUCCUAUAUUGAGAGAGAUUUCUGCAGCUGGUAGCAGCAAAACAGGUAACAUUGUAACCACACGAGGCACGUGCACCAAUUUAAAUCCAUGUAAAAUGCUUGUUUCUACCACUGACACACUCAGACAGUUAUUAUAAGUGUCUGACAACUUAAGGAAAGGAUACCUACAGAGAAAGACCCUUUUGUUAAAGAGUAAAACCAUUUUUGUUUAACCAGAAACAACCCAUCAUCAAUUCCACCAGGCUCCAUUUAAUUCUACAGUAAUUUUAGCUUGUACACAGCCAGCAUAUGUCAUACAUCUAACUGGGUGAAUUAAGGGUUUAUUUCGACCAAACCAGAGUUGGUGAUUGUUAGAACAGUUGAAAGACAAAACAA